Messenger RNA from Symbiodinium sp. CCMP2592, 3948 nucleotides. NCBI's taxonomy places the organism in Eukaryota, Dinophyceae, Suessiales, Symbiodiniaceae. The record is from the annotation of a GenBank genome assembly.
AUGGUGGACCAGCUCAUUGAGUUCCAGGUGACGCUACGGCGGGAGGGAGCACAUGAGAGGGAGGUGCACAGCAUCCGAUGCCUCCCCAAGCACGAGGAGCUCCGGUCCCAAGCUGUGAUGCGCUUUCAAGAGGCCCUCAUGACCCGUGGGGUGGACGAAACCACUGUGGUUCUUCGCUGGAGAGACCUGGACGGGCUUCAGUUCACCAUCCACGGUCAAGAGGAGCUAACACAAGCGAUGAAGGAUGCGGUGGACGACUGUGGAGUGGUUCAUUUGGACUUCCUCUUGCAGGUGCAGCCAGCAAGCCGGGAGCAGCGCACUUGCCGGGUUUGUGCAGCGCUCUUCACGUCGCGGAAUCAGCUCUUUCAACACUUGAAGGACAGCGGUCACGACGACGCCAGCGAUGAAGAGCUAGAGGCGAAAAUACGGCCGCUGCUGGAAACGCCGGAACCUGGCCAGAACACUCCGGGCUUUCCGACAGAGUUCGGGAAUCAGACGCUGCACUCCUACUAUGCCUGUCAGCACAUUGCGCCGGAGCGGGUCUGGGAGCAGGCCUAUGAAGCCUUGAUGAAGCCCCUGCCCCUUGUGGUGCGCAUCUCGAACUCCGCAAUCGGCAUGGCGGACUCCGUGCUCGACCUUUGUGCUUCACCAGGGUCCAAGACCUUGCAAACUUUGGACAUCAUGACAAGCAAAGGCGAAUCAGAAGGCCUCUUGGUCGCCAACGAUUACUCCCGGCCCAGGGCGGUGGUUGUGGCCCAGCGCUGCAGACGACGAGGAAAGCAGAGCUUGAUGGUCACAAACUGUGAUGGACGAAAGUUUCCGUCUCUGCGGCGCAGAAACGGAUACAAGAUCAAGAAAGUGCUGGUUGACGCACCGUGCUCUGGGGACGGCACUCUGCGGAAGAAUCCGGGCCUUCUUCGGCGAGGCUUCGAAUGCCUUGAAGCCGGGGGACGUCUGGUCUACUCCACAUGCUCGCUGAACCCAAUCGAAGAUGAGGCGGUUGUGGCGGCACUGCUGAAAGAGUUUCCCAGUGCUUUUGUGGAGUCCUGGGAAGAGGCCGAGGGCCCGGAGUUCCAGCAAGGGUUGACCACCUGGAAGGUACCAGGCAUGCACUUUGAGAAGGAUGGUGCGAUGUAUUCCUCUUAUGCAGAGCUUUCUGCGUGCUCAGAGGCUCAGAAGUGGGCCUUAGAAUCCAUGUUCCCUCCUUCGGACUCUCAAGCGGAGCAGCUUCGCAAGUGCCGCCGGGUGCUGCCCACCAGCCAGGAUGCCCACCACGGCGGCUUCUUCGUAGCAGUACUUUCCAAGCGGGGUGGGACGGCGACUGCAGCCGCCGCCACAGCCGCCACAGUGCCACCAGCCGAAACCGAGGAGACCGAGGAGAUGCAGGCAGUGCGCCCCCGCCGGGCUGCUCCACAGCCACCAUUGGGACUCUUCCAGGGGCUACCGGAAGAGGUCAGACGUGAUAUUGAGGAUUACUGGGGCCUCUACUGCUCGGAUAUGGCUGCAAAAGUUGGAGUAAAACGCUUCCCAUCCGAACAGCUGCGACUGAACUCCCUGGGCCAGGUGGUCUUGACCACCCGGAUGCUCUCUCAGUGUUCCAUUGGGAAGAAGGUUCAGCUUCCGAUUGUCGAGGCUGCGUGUACGAUGUUUCCUUCGUCCCUGAGCCGUUUGCCCUUCGACGAAGCUGUUCCUCUGCUCGCCGAGUGUGCAACGAAGCAUGUGCAGCAGCUCACGACCACCCAGUUUCGUCAACUGUCUAAAGCUUCGGGGCAGGUGUUGAACGAGACACGCCUGAAGGAGAUUGCAACAGCAGAAUUCGCCGAGCGCCAGAAAGCCGCCGCGGCCGCGCGCUUCGCGAAGUCUCAGAGCCAGGAAGCUAUGGAUGCCGAAUCGGACGACGAGUCGAUGGAGUCGGAGAAGGAUCCGAUCGUCUUGCUUCAAGAGGAGCAGCAGCAGUCCUCGGUCUACUUCUCAGUGCAUCUCGACGCAGAUGCUGCGUACGACGCAGAAGGCGAUGUUUACAGCUUCGCGGAGGGGACGAAGAUGGACCAGGGGCAGCUCAUCGACUACUACGCAACGUUAUGCGAGGGCGAGCCACUGCUGAAGUGCCUCAUUGCGCCUUUCUCGCCCAGGGAUCCGAGGCUUGCCACCGGCCUACAGGCUCUUCGCUCGAAGCUGCCCGAACAAGUGGCCAUUGUGGAUGAGGCUUUCGCAGCGGAUGCUCUUCCAAUACCGGCCCAGGAAGAGGAAGAGGAAGAGGAGGAGGACUCUACACCUCAGGAAGCCUCGGAACGUGAUGGUGUUGGGAGGCUUCGUGACUCCAGGCUGUCCGUCCUCGGUCUCGCAACUCAGCGGAUUCGGCUUUUGAAGGCUCGACAUGGCCACCAUGGCCUGUGCACAAAGGAACUUGGCAGGGACACUGUCCUGGACUUCGGAGUUUCGCAGGAGAUGUUGUCCAGCGUGGGAUCGUUGAUGGAUUACCUUCUGGUGACGCCCGACCGUAGCCGACGGCUUCUGCUCCCCACACGUGAGGAGCAGGAGCUGCAGACUGCCUUAGCACCACUCGGAGAUCGGAUCAGGGCGAUUUGCCUCACAGCGUAUCGGGCGAAGAAGUCGACCGACAAGCGGAAGACAUCCAAGGAUCUCAAAAAAGCGCAGUUCUGCGAGGGUUUGCGGAGACUUGGGUACAAGUACGUGGACGAGUAUGCAGCUCAGAUCUUCGACUUCGUGGAUCAGUCGAGCAACGACUCCAUCAGUCCGACGGAACUGCGGUUGCUCGAGCUGGUGGAUGGCGCCGGUUCACUCGAGGAUCUGGAUCGCCUUCGAAUCUGGCUCUGUGAAUGGAAGGCGAGGCGCGCGCGGCACGCCAAGGAGAAGAUGGAGGCGCUGCGGCUUGAACGUGAGGAGAGAGGCGAAGAGGGCGAGACCGAGGAGCAUGCUGCUCAAGUGGCCGAGGCAGAGGCGGAGGCCAAAGAGUCUCCUUUGGCCGAGCUCUGGCAAUACAUGGAUCGAGAUGGGUCUGGUGAGGCGAGCUUCUCGGAGUUUCGGAGGGCCUUGCGCAAGGCAAAGCACCCAGCCGGGCUGAAUCCGAACAAAGGGCCUGCCUUGGAGCUGUUCAUGUGCCUGGACAUUCAGGUGGAUGGCAGCAUCGUGGAGGGCGAGUUCUACUGUUUUAGCAUCCUGUCGGCGUACUUCCAGCUGGAGCGGGUGGAGCGCGUUCGCACCUUUCUGGAAGAUCGCUUCGGCAAUCUGAAGGCGGCUUUCAAGUACAUGGAUGCGGAUCGGUCCGGUUCCCUCACCACCCAGGAGUGGAUGGACUUCAUGAUGGGACCACAAGGCUAUGCCGAUGAAGAAGACGUGAAGGUGUGCUUCUUCUUCAUUGACAAGGACUUCUCCGGCCAGCUGACGAGCAAAGAGUUCGAGUUCCUUGGCAACUUCGACGGCCGCGACUUCGUGAACGACGUGGCGAAGCUUCGAGACUACCUGGUGGAGAAGUACGAAAACCUUGAGGAUGCCUACGAUGCUUUCGAGCAGAAGAUGCCACCACUGGACAUGGGCGGCACAGACUUGAGUCAGAUCCCCGAGAAGAAGCGGAAACGCAGGGAAGGCCGCGGCCUUUCCGGAAACGACUUCGUCAACUGCUGCCGCAUGUGCAACUUCAAGGGCCGAUUUGAUCCUCGCCUCCUGUUCAACUUCCUCGAUGCCUCCCACGUCGGCCACAUCACCCGGAUGGAGUUCCUACAGCUCGGCAAGCUGGGUGCGGUGGAAGCACUGCGCAUCUCGUCGGAAAGGAUGCGCAAUGGAAUCUCCACUCUCAAGCACUUCAUCUUCCAUGAAGUGGAGCUGGAGGAGCCCGAUACACCACAGGAGGACGACAAGUGGAAGUGGGCUGGCGUCCACAAGGCCUUGCGGGAAGUAACGCAGGACGACCUCGAGCUUGCAGAGUAA